Molecule: messenger RNA, 1604 nt
Organism: Schistosoma rodhaini
Lineage: Eukaryota; Metazoa; Platyhelminthes; Trematoda; Strigeidida; Schistosomatidae
Source: the annotation of a GenBank genome assembly
AUCCAAUGUCGAACACUUAAUGAACCAUUGAUUUUGGAGAUUUAUUUACCGCUAAAAGUCCUUCCAGAGUAAACUUGACAUAAUCUUGAGGAAUCAAGCUGAUUUUGACCAGAAUUUACUAGCAUUUUACUUUUGCUUGUUGAAUAUGCCUAGGUUCCUUCAUGAAACGUCGUUGAUCCUCUGCUACUGGAUACAAAAGUCCUUCAAGAAGAAGCAUCAUAUGGUAUGUUCUUCAACUGUUUAACCUAUUGAACACUGGCAAAAGUACAAGUGUGACGUUAUUUUAUGAUUUCGCUUGUUGACCCUUUUGAUUUUUAAUGAAAUGACAUCGUUAAGUGAUAUAUUGUUACCGUGGGAUCACACAAAGCAACCAGACGACCUGUUUUUAACCUUCAGGAAUUCUGACGACUGUAUUGUUCAUGUACCUAUCGCAGCAUCAAAUGUUAAUAGUCUGAGGAGUAGUUCAGAUUCAAUUAUUUUAUCUGAACUCAGUAAACAAAUGGAUGCAAGACUUGCUAACAAAGCUCAGGAAUAUGGCCCUUUAUUGCUUCCUGGGUCAAUAUUUUAUGUAGGCAGUAAUCCUCGUCCUCGUAGGAAAGUCAAUCUGUAUCAUGAACUUAGUUAUGGUCAAAAAGUAAACUAUGGAGAAAAUCUCCACACAACUGGUGGACCUAAUGAUUUGGUUGAGUUGGAAAAACUCUCUUCUACAUUUACUGAUAGGAGGAUUGGAAUGAAUCUUUCGCAAACUGAUGUUGCAAAUUCACUUGGAAAACUCUAUGGAGUACAUCGUAGUGUAUCCAUGAUUUCACGUUUCGAGAGAAUGGAUCUUAGUUUAAGCAAUUACUUGAAAGUUUAUCCGAUUAUUCUAAGAUGGCUAAAGGAUAGUGAAACUGCUGAUGGUCGCGACAAAAUUAUUCGAGCUGUUGUUGAUUUUCAGAAUAAUAAUAAUGAUACGAAAUCACCAGUCAAAGGAAGUCCUCAGGCUGAAAGUCAUGUUUUCUCAAAAUUCUCAAGACGACGACCGAGGACAGUACUACCUGAUUCUACAAGAAGGGAGUUGGAGCGAAUUUAUAGACAACAUAACAAACUAUCUGCAUAUGAAUUGAUAGAAUUGGCUAAAAAAUUAAAUGUUGAAAAAACAAUUAUACAAGUAUGGUUCUACAAUCGUCGUACACGUAGUAUUAUUGAUCGAAAAAGAAAAUUGAAACGAGCCAAAAGGAAAUGUUGAUAUCAAAAACAGAAGAUCCAAUGUGUUGUACAGAACAUUUUCGUGAUAAUUAAAGAUAAAUCUUUUUCACUUCUAUAAUAAUCUUUAGUUUUUUAAUGACUAUGCUUAAUGUAUGAGAUUGUUAUUUCAAGCAAAAUGUAUUUUUAGCAUAGAUUUACGUUAGGUCAACUCUACAGAACUAGAAUAAAUAAUGAUUAUUACAGUAUGGUAUAAUUAGAUUCGUUUCAUAAGCUUCCAAUAUGAUGGAUGAAACUUGACUACUUUAGAUUUGUAGUCUCUUAAUGCUUUUACUGCAACGACGGCGACUACUACUACUUUUGAGAAGUAUCUAACAUCACUAACAAAAUUUAAUAGAAGUGAUUCAUUUUUAUUGAAU